CCGGCGCAGGCAGCCGCCGCGGCAGCAGGCGAGCGGCGGCCCGGCGAGGCCAUGAAGGUGAAGAAGGGCGGCGGCGGGGCUGGGACGGGGGCGGAGCCCGCUCCAGGGGCCUCUGGCCCGAGCGUGGAGCCCAAGCCCGAGCCGCAGCUGCAGGCGGAAUCCGAGUCCGGGUCCGAGUCGGAGCCGGAGGCUGGCCUGGGGCCCAGGCCGGGGCCGCUGCAGAGGAAGCAGCCGAUCGGGCCAGAGGACGUGCUGGGGCUGCAGCGGAUCACGGGCGACUACCUGUGCUCCCCCGAGGAGAAUAUCUACAAGAUCGACUUCAUCAGGUUCAAGAUUCGAGACAUGGACUCAGGCACUGUCCUCUUUGAAAUCAAGAAGCCCCCAGCCUCAGAGCGGUUGCCCAUCAACCGGCGGGACCUGGACCCCAAUGCUGGGCGCUUUGUCCGCUACCAGUUCACACCUGCCUUCCUCCGCCUGAGGCAGGUGGGAGCCACGGUGGAGUUCACAGUGGGAGACAAGCCUGUCAACAACUUCCGCAUGAUUGAGAGGCACUACUUUCGCAACCAGCUCCUCAAAAGUUUUGACUUCCACUUUGGCUUCUGCAUCCCCAGCAGCAAGAACACCUGCGAGCACAUCUACGACUUCCCCCCUCUCUCUGAGGAGCUGAUCAACGAGAUGAUCCGUCACCCAUAUGAAACACAGUCCGACAGCUUCUACUUCGUGGAUGACCGGCUGGUGAUGCACAACAAAGCAGACUAUUCCUACAGUGGAACGCCCUGACCCACAAAACAAGCCCCCCACCCCAGGAGGGUCCUGGGCCCUCAGCUGUGACCUCCCCAACACUCACCUCUCAACCCGAGGUCUUCUGCCUGGGAAGUGUUCCAGGAGCCCUGGCCCCUGAGUCGGCGAUGGGAGGGAGGGUACCUGAUGUCCCCAGUCCAAGUCUCUGAAGCCCAUGGGGCCUGGCAUGUGGGGUGGGGGGGUAGGAGGGCUGUCUUCCUCCAUGUCCAGGAAGGCCUCCUGGGAGGGGAGUAGCCAGGACUUCCAGACAGCCUAGCUGGGCCUCUUGGGCCCACGUUUAAGAAUAGUGUUCCCCUAUCCAGGCUUUGGCGAGGUCAGGGCAGGGACCCAUUCCCUGUUCCCUACCCACCACCAACAGGCCAUUUAGAGUCGUAAAUUCACAGAUGAAUAUCCGUUGGGGUCGGGGGUGGUCUGGCUGCCAAGAUUCCCAAGGGAGUCCAGGCCCCAGCCGCAGCCCCAGCCCCAGCCCUUACCGUCCGGGCUGAGCUGCUGCCUGAGGUGUGGGAGGGCCUGGCCCAGAUUGCAGCCUGUGGUAGGGACUGGACCAGCUGUAUAUAGUUUUCAAUAAACUCUCCUUUUCUGUUC
Molecule: messenger RNA, 1386 nt
Organism: Zalophus californianus (California sea lion)
Lineage: Eukaryota; Metazoa; Chordata; Mammalia; Carnivora; Otariidae
Gene: UNC119
Product: unc-119 lipid binding chaperone
Exons: 5
Coding region: 52-780 (242 amino acids)
Biological process (GO): positive regulation of protein tyrosine kinase activity; lipoprotein transport; negative regulation of clathrin-dependent endocytosis
Cellular component (GO): centrosome; spindle midzone; intercellular bridge
Molecular function (GO): lipid binding
Source: RefSeq, a predicted model, not a curated record